AUGAAGCUCCUCAGAUGGAACUUCAAAAACAUGGUGCCCAUCCUGGCCGACUUUGGCAAAGCCGAGCUGCUCACCUGGAUCGCCAUUGGCUACACAGCCGUCAACUCCUGCGUCGUGCCGCUUUGCCGCAGGCUGGACAUGUUUGGUGAUGCGAGGUGGCAUAUUUACAUGCAGCUUGUAAGCAAGGUGAUCGGGGGCACCAGGUAUCCGAACCAAAUGGCAAAGGUGGUAGCCAGAGGCAAGCUUUACAUAAGCGUAACGCUGUAA
Pyricularia pennisetigena is the source of this 267-nucleotide messenger RNA. RefSeq lists its product as uncharacterized. The transcript has 2 exons. The record is from RefSeq and is a predicted model, not a curated record. Lineage: Eukaryota; Fungi; Ascomycota; Sordariomycetes; Magnaporthales; Pyriculariaceae. The coding region runs from base 1 to 267 and encodes 88 amino acids.